CUAUAAACCACAUAAAAAUUUCUUCUUCCAAAUUACUGUAGUCGUUAAUCUUUCUUCUCAAUCUUCCCCUCUCUCCAAUUCAGGUUCUUUCAUCACCCUCUCUUUUCUGCUGUAAUCAUACUGUAUAUAUCCCCUACCUUCAAUUUUUAAGCACCUUUUAAUUCGUGAAAGAAUAGCUGGGAUUUUGUUUUUCUGUGCAUAUUGUUUGAUUUCUGGGGUUUAAUCUUCCGGUUCAUAUAGACUCGGAGGUGUUUUAAGCUGUUCGGUGUGUUAAUUUAUCAAUCAGGGUUUCGCGUUAAUUUGGAAUUUGGGGAUUUGUAUAUUAUGGGUUUUUGAUUGUUGUUGAAUUAAGUUUGGAUCUUCGUUACCUUUUCCCUCUUUGGUUACCAGCAAGUAUAAUUAAUCCAGUUUUCCCACAAAAGAGAUUCCUUCAAUUCGAUACUCAUCCGUUCACGGGAAUCAAUCCAGUAAAUUAGGGUUCUUGAUUCCGCUAAUAUCGAGGGUGUCAUAAUUCCAAGUUUGAGCUAAAGAAAGUCGUGUUUGAUUUGGGGGUUUUCUUUCUACUUUCAGUCUUGUGAAAAUGGUGGAAUCAAUUUCUGCGACAUCCCUUUUAGGGCAUAGACCGAUUUUAGGGCAUUAUUGGAAGGAUUCUUUGGGUAAACAUGUUGCAGUGAACCCUAAUCGAUCCCCUAGGGUUCGUGUAAUCAAAGCCCAAGCAAUGGAGUUGACUAGGGAGGUGUAUAAUUUCCGAGAAGAAGAUCGAUUUCGGAAGAAUUCUGAUCACCAAAUCGAUACAAACCUGGAUAAAAAAUCUGGGUUGUGGCCACCAAAGAACAAGGCUGAUAACCCAUCGUUACAAAACCCGUUACUCCGGCAAGAACGAAUGGGUUGUGGUUGGUUAGGUGCUAUAUUUGAAUGGGAAGGAGUUUUGAUCGAAGAUAACCCCGAUCUCGAGAAGCAAGCGUGGCUCGCACUUUCUCAAGAAGAAGGAAAAUCCCCACCUCCGGCGUUCUUGCUUCGAAGAAUCGAAGGCAUGAAAAACGAGCAGGCCAUCUCCGAGGUUCUAUGUUGGUCGCGAGAUCCGUUUCAAUUGAAGCGUAUGGCUUCAAGAAAAGAAGAGAUUUAUCAAGCACUCCAAGGCGGGAUCUACAGAUUUCGCAACGGUUCCCAGGAAUUCGUGAACGUUUUAACGCGUUACAACAUCCCAAUGGCCUUAGUUUCGACUCGGCCAAGAAAGAACCUCGAGGAAGCCAUUGGUGCCAUCGGAAUAACCGGCGUUUUCGACGCGGUUAUAGCCGCAGAGGACGUUUAUCGAGGGAAACCCGAUCCUGAGAUGUUCGCAUACGCAGCUCAGCUCCUGCAGUUCAUACCCGAAAGGUGUAUUGUGUUUGGCAAUUCAAAUCUGACCGUAGAAGCGGCUCACGAUGCCAAAAUGAAGUGUGUGGCUGUGGCUAGCAAGCAUCCAGUUUACGAGCUUAGUGCUGCGGAUUUAGUGGUGAGAUGGCUGGAUGAGCUUUCGGUAGUUGAUUUGAAGAAUCUUGCUGAUAUUGAAUCUUCUGAGUUUGGAGCCGAGCCAGAGGUAGAAAUGGAGUUGGAAGCAGAAGAAGAUGAUGCACAACCUUCUUCCAGGGUGGCCAUGGAUGACCAUGAUUUCUGGUAAUAAUUCUUUCAAAUAUGUACAGGAAUUGAUGGUUUUAAUCUAAUCUUGAUGAAAAUUAAAAAAGAAAAGGGGGGUGGUCUGCAUUGGAUCACCAUUUAUAGGGUGGUCAUGGUGUAUGUAUGUAUGUAUGUAUUGUCAUGUAUGUAUGUAUGUAUAUAAAUAUUUUUGUUUUUUAAGGUUGUUUUAGUUUCUGUACUUGGUUAUUUUGUUGUGGUUUGAAUCAAACUCUAAAAUGUACCAAGAAGCCUUGUUUUCUUUAGGGUCUUAUAAGAUCAG
Cynara cardunculus var. scolymus (artichoke) is the source of this 1936-nucleotide messenger RNA. RefSeq names its product 5-amino-6-(5-phospho-D-ribitylamino)uracil phosphatase, chloroplastic-like. NCBI's taxonomy places the organism in Eukaryota, Viridiplantae, Streptophyta, Magnoliopsida, Asterales, Asteraceae. The record is from RefSeq and is a predicted model, not a curated record. Bases 581 to 1660 code for a protein of 359 amino acids. The transcript has a single exon.